Lytechinus pictus (painted urchin) is the source of this 5930-nucleotide messenger RNA. RefSeq lists its product as uncharacterized. Gene Ontology annotation, molecular function: DNA binding. Lineage: Eukaryota; Metazoa; Echinodermata; Echinoidea; Temnopleuroida; Toxopneustidae. The record is from RefSeq and is a predicted model, not a curated record. The coding region runs from base 26 to 1051 and encodes 341 amino acids. The transcript has 6 exons.
CGCUCGAGCUCGAAAUCUGAACGAGAUGGAUGUCAAUUUCAGGAUCGGGGAAUGUUUUACGACGUAUAAAGACCUGGAAGAGAAGCUCAAAAGAUUUGUAAGAAGUUCAUGGUCUCCGCUGUACAUCAGGGAAUCUAGAAAGAUCACAUGUACUCGUCGGGCUCCCAACAAGGUCGUGAAUGAGAGUCUUGUCUACGGCGACUUGAGGUAUUGUUGUAUACAUGGAGGUAGAAGUGGAGAUGCUCAAAAUCGCAAGAGCACCAAUCAAAUGUCAUGCCCAUUCAUGAUGACUCUCAGAGCGGAUGCUGACGGUCGUUACCUAAGGGUCACCAAGGCCAUUCUUGAGCACAAUCAUCCCGUCUCAAAGGAAAUAUAUGAUCAACUACCGCGAAGGUUUCGCAUCAGAUUCGAUCCUGAGGCUCUCCCAACCCCUGCUUCGAGGCACAAGGCCAAGAAGAAGCUGAAUAGACACCCUUAUUCAAUGAAACGAGAAGAGGUUGUAAAGACGGAGCAACCUAUAUUGCCGAAGCCAGAUAACAAUAAUAUUGCAGCUAACUCAAUUCACAUGAACAAUCGUGGAUUGUCCAACCACAGUGUACCAAACCAUGUGUUACCUAAUCACGGGCUUCCCAACCAGGGGUUAGUGAACCACGGGAUAGCCAACCACAUCAUCCUCGACACCAUCUCGGAAGCGCCACGUUACCCGGUCCCAGCACCCUCCAACGAAUGCCACAAUUCAUGGAGCGACGAGCUCGAAGGGAUGCUUCCCCCGAAGAAGCGACGGACAAGCAUUUCAAACGAGGACUUACACGAAACCCUGGUGUCGCAAGCGCAGCAGCAAGUUGAGCGCGAGAAGGAUUCCGAUGAGGUGCGUGGAGCGCUUCUAACCUACCUUAGGAGACAUAACGAACAGGAUGAGGAGGAUAGAUUUUUCUUGAGCAUGGCAGCUAUCGUCAGGACUUUACCGAGUGACGUUCGAGCGACGCUGAAGUUUCGCAUACAUCACAUGAUAUUUGAUGCCCAAAUGGAUAACAUGUCACAGACGACAUAGCACAUACUAGAAUUGCCUCUUAAUCUCAGCUGCAGUUUUUUUUUAUUCAAAUGUGGUAUUAAUGGCCCGAAGAAAUGAAGGUGAUAUUGUUAACCUGGUGUCAAUCCAUGGUUAAUGCGGAUUUUAUCCUCAUUUACACUUAAUUCAGCAGGUAUAUUGAAAAGUGUCCAAUAUGAAUGCAUGCUUUGGUCAAGUGGAGCUAAACUAGCACUUGUUACUAUCAUAAUUUUUUGUGUUAAUAAGUCAAAACAAAUAGCAAACUCAUUUAUUAACGAUCUUCAGUAGAUUCGGUAAUGGCAUAAACUUUUAUUUGGAUAUGUGAUAAAAGCGCACAGCCAUUACUGGACACUUUCUUAAAAUACCAGCUGAAUUAGCGUAUCAAGGCAUAGAAUCUGCGUACCUUAAACAAAUGGGUUGAAACCACAGAUUCAAACCCACCUUGUGAAUUUGAGCUAAUGUGUUUACAUGAAUAUACAUGUAUCUGGAGGUAUAUUUUACUUACUUGUACAACUCAUUUUUAGUGGAGAGAUAUUACUUUCUUCUUUUAAACAAAAUCCAUGUAUAUUUUUAUUCUUUUUGGGGGGUUUGACAGGUACCCAUGGAAAAGAUGAAAAUUAAAAUGAGACUGUUUCUAUGAUUUGCCAAAUUACACCUUUCAUCAGCUAUUUUUUCUUUAUUAACCUUCUUUACUGGCUGUUUUUUGAGAAAUAUCGAGAAAUAUCUUUAUGGAAUAAGGUAUGGUUAAUAAUUUACAGAGUCAUUGAUUUUUGGGGAGCAAUAAUAUGUCUCUAGAUUUAGUGUGCAAUUCCAAAGUGAUUAAGGUGGAGAUAGUAUUAGAUGAGAAAUAGAUUGUCAGAUUCAUCACUAAAUCUAAUUGUGACACAAAAAGAAGAUGUUCCCUUUGAGUAAAAAAUGUUGUAACCUUUCAAGGAAACAGUAAAAUAAACUUGUGUUCGUACAGCUGUUUACAAAAUUAAGGUGAUCUAGCAAAAUCAUGAAGCUCAUAUUAAAGGGAGAAAUGUCACUUCUUAAAAGUUAUACAGUCACAUUCUGUUUCUGGUGAAUAAGCCAGUUCGGAGUUACAUUCUGCGCACGAUCAGAAGAAGGUCAUUUGUACUAAAGUGAUAUAGCGGUUUAAUAUCAGAUAAGAUAAUGAGAUAAGCACCAACUCAGAUGUCUUGAUUAUUCAUAUUUUCUUUUGAAUUGGGUUUUUCAUUAGAUCCACAAAAAACAACUAUGCGUCCAUUAGCGACUGGUAUUUUACAGUUGGCCAAAUACAUGCAUUCAAGGAAAAAAUGCAACAAAUAUAUUCAUAGAGUGUUCUUUGUGUGCUAUUUUAGUCACCUGCCUGGUCUAUGCAAUUUCUUCAUCCUGCCUAUGUAAGGCAUGCUAACAUAUUAUCUUGCUUUGAAAUCUGCCUACCGUAUCAUAAUGAAAGAAACGGAAGGUCAUUUGACCAAAAUUGCCCAUGAGGUAACUCCGAACUGGUCUAUUGAUGCGUAAUGUCAUUCAUCGUUAGAACCCAACUCGACAGCCGUGUUCAGCACAGACUAUAUUGCAUUUGCCCAAUGUGAUAUCCAAUGCCCCACUCCAGUUUAUUUAGGGACUUCCGCACAGCAUUGAAUUGAAUGCAAGUUUUCUUUUGUGCAACGCCCUAUAGGACUUCUACCUCUUUAUUACUUGUAAGCUUUCUUGCGAUGUUUUUCACUGCCAUGUUAUUGAAGCCUCCUAAAAUCCAGAAAGAUGCAUACAUAUCACAUAUAUGAACUAUCAUGCAAUAAGUUUCCUCUUCGCUUGAAUUUCCUGGAAUUAUUUAAUUGACAUUCAACUCCUGAAUCGGGGCUGUGGUUAAAAACAAAUGUAUGUUUUGUUGUAACCUUUGUUGAUACUAAGUUAUGAAAUCUAUUGUAAGUUCAUGGAACAUAUGAUUUGAUUCAUGUUAGUAUCAAUAUUAUCAUGCCAUUCUUUCACUGGUUUAUCAGCAACGUAUUGUGUGAACAAGAUGAAGAUAAUCAUUAAGCCAAGCCAUAACAAAAUAAGUAUAUUUUGUAUGAUAUAGGUUCAUUUUCUUGAAGAAUUUGUGCCAAAAUAUGAUAUAUUGAAACCACAAAAUGAAGAUUUAUUAUAUCCUGGGAUGUACAUGUAAUAUGAAGCUCUAUGUUAGUUAGACAUGACGUUCAAGUAAGCUCUGGUUUAAAGUUUUGGUUUAACUAUGGAUAGCCAAUAGUGGCACAAAUCUCUAACAUGAUAAUUUCAAUGUAUCUGCUCAUUUUUCUCUCAAAUCUUUCUUAACUGUUUCAGGAGGAUCAAUUAGAUAGCUUUCUUCAACAUUCAUGAGUGAGGAAAGUGCACAGUACACAAAAGAAACAUACAAUGUGAUUUUGACAUUAUUGGCUCUCCAUAAUUUUAGCACAGAGUUAGACAUGGUCUAAGUUAAACCCGACUUCUGAAUACAGGCCAAUGAGUUUAGGGUCUCCUGUGUCUCCUCUGGUGACUAUGAAAACCAGGGUCCCGUCUUACAAAGAGUUGCGAUUGAUCCGAUCAACCGCAACUAUGGACGGCCAGCAACGUCAACAUGUAUUAUGCAUGCUUGUUCAAAAUAUUUUCUAGCUAUGAUGUAUAUUCAUGCAUGCUUUGUUUUCUUAAAGAUGCACUGUGCUUCUCUUUGUUUUCAAAGGACAGUGUGCAAAUUUUCUGUAGAAAAUUUUAUGACACUGAUGGAUUUCCAUAGAGUUGCGACUGAUUUGAUCAAUCGUAACUCUUCGUCAGACAGGCCCCUGAUCAAUCUCAACUAUAUGGAAAUCCAUCAUUUGUCAUGAGCUUUCUGUACAAGAAAUAUGCACAAUGUACUCUUGUAAACAGAGAGGAGCAUAUUGAAUCAAUAAAAAGAUGAACGUAGGAGUAUACAUCAUAUCUAGAAAAUAUUUUGAACAAAAUUCAUGAUAAAUGUAUUCAUAACGGAUAUAGCGGACAAGUAAAAUUUUGGGGUGGCUCCAUCCGUUUUCAUCUGCUCCAGACAAUGGACAAAAUGGGGAACAAUGAAAUCACAGUGGACGGGUGCUCCAUGGAUAUAGAGCGUAUGAAACACGUAUGCAAAGAGUACACAACGAAUACAUAACGUUUUCCAACGGAUGGCAAGAUUCUUUUCCGUUUUACAUCCUGUCUGCAUCCGUAAGUGCAGUGGGACCAAGCCUUUAGAUGUUUCAAGUAGAAAAACUACUUAAAUUAACCAACCCAGAGCUGAACGAUGUCUACUCGUAAUAUUGAUUCAGAUUUGUAAGCUUGGUGUUUAUACAUGUAUAUAGGACUUUGCAGCUGCUGUUGUACAGAGAAUACAUAAAAUGUGUUAUUUAUAUUGUUUGGGGUCUGCAUUUUGUACGAUGUCUCUCAAAUACUGUACAAUGCCCAUUUUAAGGAAAAAUGUCUAUUUGUAUUUUCAUUAUUUUAUUUUUGACGUUAUUAAUAUUAAGAGAAUCACGUCCAUCAGCUCCUUUGUAUGUUUUGUAUCCAUCUCAUACUCCAUCACCCCCCCCCCCGUCAUGCUCUUUCACAUCCCAUCAUCUAUACUCUCUAUCUCUCUCUUCCUUUUUUUUUGUUUCUUUUUCACUUUUCUCUCUCUCUGUCUCCCACUCUCGCUCUCCAUCCUCAUUUAUCACCCCUUCUCCUUUUAGCUAGUACAUUUCCUUCUCUAUUUCUCUGCCCUUUUUUUGUGUGUCUUCCCUCUAAAGGCCACCGCACACCUUACGAUUGUUCACGAUCCGAUUUGGAACAAAUCGCAUUCUGCUAAUUUUCUGAAAAUUUGAAUGGAACAUAUCAUUUUAUUUGAGGUUAAAAUUGAUUAAAAGAAUACUAAUAUAACCAUUUUGAAAGAUUGCAAGCCUUUUAUUUUGGAGUAAAGGCCAAAUUGGUUUCAAAUCGUAGCCAAUCGUACGACUGUUAUGACGUCAUUACGACUAGAUAUUAAAUUCGCUUUUAUUCCAAGAAGGAUGAUAGCAUAGUCACGGAUUUGAAUAUAGGUAUUCUUACGAUGAUUUCGAACAUUACACAUCAAGAUAUUCCAAGCCUCCAUAUUAGCAUCAAUUUCUACUACGUUUUAUUACAAAAUCGGGUCGCAGAAUAAUCGUAAGGUGUGCGGUCGCCUUUACUACACUGCAACCCCUUUCACUUCCCCCGCUCCUUGUAAAGUUGUGUAAAUAUAUGAUAUAUACUUGUUUUAAAUUGUCUGCAAGAACAAUCAAUUCGCAAUUCACUGCCAAUCGAUAGAAUGCUUAGAUUUUAUCAUGAUCUUAUAUGCAUGUCUUUUUCUGGUACUUUUUUUAUCCCUGGAAUGGUUUCAUGAAGGUACACGUGAAGGGUCACUUUGAAUGAUAAUGACAUGCUUAUGUAAAGCUAGAGAGAAUAUUUUAAUAAAUUGUAAUUCAAAUUGUAGGUGUGUUAUUACUCCAGGCAUAUGUGUAAGAAACAUUCAGGGCACACGUGAGUAAUUCAUCCCCACGCAAUGCAUUCUGGGCAGGCGUAAGCAACGAUCACAGGACUGUCAUGUGAUCUUUACUUAUGCCUGUUCAAAAAUAAUACAUCAAAAUUAGACAAAAUGAUUGUAUAUCAAAUCAUAAAUGGUAAAAUCAAUUCUAUGUUCAUAUUCUUUCAUAAUUGGGCCUUUAGAGAUGCUAGGCUGCAUUCUUGUAUCCACAGUAUUUGAAUUAUUGUUGUCGGCAAAGCAGUUCCGGUUUUUCUCGCUGUAAGCUGACCUAAAUUAUGGUCAGUCUUGUUUCAGGUCAUAUAACUUUUCUUUCAGCUGGACAAGAACCCGAUAUACCCACCUAUUUUGAUUUACUUUAUAUUUUGAUUAAUGUCAUUGAAAUAAAACUAAAUCUAUGGA